CAAGGUCCCAGACAGUUACGUCAUCCGCGUCAUUCGAUGACUCAAAAAGUGAAAAUAUUAUUUUCCCAUUUUAUAAACGUUUACUCUAACUAUACAGCAUCUUAUUUAUACAAGUGCUAUAGGCAAAAAUAAAGCAAAGUUUACAAAUGAAUAAAAAAUAUCAAGUGGUAAAAUCGAAUAAAUCGGACAGGCACCUAACCUAAAACAACAAAGCCAUACAAAAUGAAUUACAAGAAAAUCCUGUGUCUUCUACUGGUGUUUUCUAUCGGAAACUGUGAUGAACACGAAAGGCCAAUUGAAAAUACCAUAUUCGUGCCGAAAUGUUGCCAGCAGGAUCAAAUAUUUUUAGGAAAAUACUGCACUUCGGUUAAUAAAACCAAUCAGUGGCACCCCUUGUUUACCUCCGAAAUCGGAAAGCCUAACUUGCAAGUUAACCACAGAUUGAUAAUUGGCAUGCCCAACUGUGGGCAUAUGCAGUUAUGGCCUAUUUAUCACUACCAGGCUUCAGCAGAUAAAUUAAGACUGCUCCCAAAUGGGAUUUUAAGACAUUACUUUGAUACUCAAGUUCCUAACGAAUUUGAGGCUGACAAUGAAUAUACAAAUACUCUGGAAGAAAGCAAAUUGUACCAUGAUUAUCCGAUCAAUAAAUAUUGCUUAGAUAAGAGAAUUGAUGGGGUUUUAAUAAGCGAGUUUGCAUGGGUGUGCACUCCUGAUCAUAAAGAUCAAUGGGCAAGCAAUGAAUUUCUAAUGUACAAUAUUAUUAGCCCUAUUACACAUGGAAUUACCAUUAUCUGCCUUUUGGCGAUAGCCAUAAUAUACUUCAUAAUGCCAACAUUACGCGAUUUGGCAGGGAAUAUUGUUACAACAAUCUGUAUGUGCCUUAUUGUAAGUCAAAUUGCGGACUUAGUGAGACUUUUAACAGUAUUUAAAAGCCAUAUAAGUCUGCUAAUAGCAGAAACGAUUUGUUAUAUCAGCCUUUUAGGUGCCUUCUUUUGGUUAAAUAGUUUAGGAUUUUACAUCUGGAAAACAUUUAGAUCGAGAAAUGUGUUUCUCAGAAUAACAGACGGGAAAAAGUAUUGUUACUAUGGGGCAUAUGCAUGGUCUUGCACAAUUAUACUGGGAUGCUUGGCAAUGUUUGCUCAUUUUACGAUGGAUUAUGCAGACUUGUCAAGUGAAAUUACUGUUGAUCAGCCCAGAGAACAAAUUGGUUCUUUGGCAAUGAUUAUAUUUUUCGUGCCGGUAGCAUUCACUGUACUGGCAGAUGUAUUUUUCUUUGUAACCACUCUUAAGAAAAUUAAUCGAAUGCACACUUAUGGCAGAAUACAUCACAAAUUGCGACACAGUUUCAGAAUGUUCAUUUUGCUACUUCUCAUAAUGACGCUAUGCUGGCUUUUCUUCUUAUCUUCAUUCUCAAAAUAUGAAGCCCUAAUUAACAGUCACAUAUUAAUUAACACAUUGCUGGGACCUCUUAUGAUUUAUAUUUGUGUUAUUAACCAGGCGCAUGUUUCCUUUGUGUUAAAAAAAUCAUGUUGUUACCAAAAUUGUAUAUUUCCCUGUUGUCGUCCGGAGCCCGACAAUGAAUGGGGAGAUGAAAUGACUGCUAUGAACAGUGAUUACUAUGUCGAGUCGCACAGCUUCAAGCCCACUCAUUAAAGAGGUAGGUCAGAUGGAGACGUGUUUUCCAUGAAUCUCAUGUAUGUCUUAAGUUACAUUGGAAAUAUUAUUUAAGAAAAGUGUGGGGAUAUAAAGUUUAAUAAAUUAAUAUAUUUUUAAUGCUUGACUAACAUUGAGUUAUGAACAGUGUGUGAGUACAAUGUUUCAACUACUUGAAUGGAUGAGAAUGUUAUAGCAGUAAUGUGUAUGUAACUUUCUCAAUUAAAUGUUUUUCCUUUGGGAUUAUUAUUAUAUUAAUAAUGUAACAAAUCACGUCAAUUGGAAUAAUUCCGAUUAAAUUCUGUUCAUUCAGCGUGCGUUUUAUCCCGUAAUAAAUUAGGCAGUUCUUUCUAAAAGUUACUGUCCACUUUGAAUUAAUUUGACUUGUGAUACGAAAACAGCUAACAAAAGAUCUGAUAUACAAUAACUAGAAUUAAAUUAUACUUUGUUUUAUCAAUUAAGCGUUGCUUUAUUUUUGUAGAGAUUGCGAAAUAAAAUCGGCGUUUAGGGACCAAUUUAUUAAAAUAAAAGUAUUUGUAUUAAUCGAGUUGGUAGCAAUUGUUAAUGAAUUUAAUAUUAUGGUUGAGUACACAGUAUUACUUAAGAUACACCUAUACAUGUACUUAAUUUUUAUUAAAUCAAUAUUCUUGUAUUA
Dendroctonus ponderosae (mountain pine beetle) is the source of this 2308-nucleotide messenger RNA. RefSeq names its product probable G-protein coupled receptor Mth-like 5 (gene mthl5). NCBI's taxonomy places the organism in Eukaryota, Metazoa, Arthropoda, Insecta, Coleoptera, Curculionidae. Gene Ontology annotation, molecular function: transmembrane signaling receptor activity. The transcript is spliced from 7 exons. The coding region runs from base 223 to 1653 and encodes 476 amino acids. Gene Ontology annotation, cellular component: membrane. Gene Ontology annotation, biological process: cell surface receptor signaling pathway. The record is from RefSeq and is a predicted model, not a curated record.